This is a messenger RNA of Bubalus bubalis (water buffalo), 2265 nucleotides long. RefSeq names its product guanylate-binding protein 5. Lineage: Eukaryota; Metazoa; Chordata; Mammalia; Artiodactyla; Bovidae. The transcript is spliced from 12 exons. Bases 258 to 1943 code for a protein of 561 amino acids. Gene Ontology annotation, molecular function: GTPase activity; GTP binding. The record is from RefSeq and is a predicted model, not a curated record.
UAGCGACAUUUCAAAAACUUUCACGGUGAGUUUCCGUUUCAUAUUCUAAUCCUUUGUCCUCUGGCAGAAUGGCGUGAAGAGAAAAGAAAUCCCUAGGAUUGGAAAGGAAAAAAGAUACCAGAAACCAAAACAAUAAGCUAAGAGAAGGAGCAAGAACUCAAGUUUUCAAUGAAGCAGCUUUCUUAACAGCUCCAAAAGAUUUCUGCUACUGAAUUUACAGUUAAGUCUGUUCAUGGUAUGAUGCAGCUGAGCUUGAUAUGGACUGUCAGAGCCCCAUUAAAGGUGACACCGUGGACAUGGCCCCAUUGAUUCACAUGCCAGAACCCUUGUGCCUCAUUGAGAACACUAAUGGGCCACUGCUGGUUAAUCCAGAAGCCCUGAAGAUCCUGUCUGCCAUCAGGCAGCCUGUUGUGGUGGUGGCUAUCGUGGGCCUCUACCGCACAGGCAAGUCCUACCUGAUGAACAAGCUGGCUGGGAAGAACAAGGGAUUCUCAGUUGGAUCUACAGUGCAGUCUCACACGAAGGGCAUCUGGAUGUGGUGUGUGCCUCACCCCAAGAAACCAAACCACACCCUGGUUCUUCUUGACACUGAGGGACUCGGAGACGUAGAGAAGGGUGACAAGACAAAUGACACCCAUAUAUCUGUACUGGCACUACUAUUGUGUAGUACUUUUGUAUACAACACCAUGAACAAAAUUGACCAGGGGGCUAUCGACCUCUUGCACUAUGUGACAGAACUGUCACAUCUGCUCAGAAUAGAUACCUCACCUAAUCUUAACAGGGUAGAUGAUGCAGCUAACUUUGUGAGAAUCUGUCCAGACUUAGUGUGGACUCUGAGAGAUUUCUACCUUGGCCUGGAAGCAAAUGGGCAACUCAUCACAGCAGAUGAAUAUCUGGAGAAUUCAUUGAGGCCAAAGCAAGGCACCAACCAACAUCUUCAAAAUUUUAAUCUGCCUCGUCUGUGUAUACAGAAAUUUUUUCCAGUAAAGAAAUGCUUCAUUUUUGACUUGCCCACUCACCAGAAGAAGCUUGCCCAGCUUGAGACACUGCAUAAUGAUGAUCUGGAUCCUAAGUUUGUACAACAAGUGGCAGAAUUCUGUUCCUACAUCUUUAGCCAUUCCAAGACUAAAACUCUUUCAGGAGGCAUCAAGGCCAGUGGAUCUCAUCUAGAGAACCUAGUGCAGACCUAUGUCAAUGCCAUCAACAGUGGGGAUCUGCCCUGCAUGGAAAGUGAAGUCCUGACCUUGGCCCAGAUUAAGAACUCGGUUGCAGUGCAAAAGGCCAUUGCCCAUUAUGACCAGGAGAUGGGCCAGAAGCUGCAGCUGCCCGCAGAAACCCUUCAGGAACUGCUGUACCUGCACAGGGCCAGUGAGAAAAAGGCCAUUGAAGUCUUCAUGAAGAACUCUUUCAAGGAUGAGGACCAAGGGUACCAGAAAAAAUUAGAGAUGCAGCUAGCAGCCAAACAGAAUGACUUUCAUAAACGAAAUUUGGAGGCAUCACAGAAUCGUUGCUCAGCUUUACUUGAGGAUAUUUUUCAUCCUCUAGAAGAAAAUGUGAAGCAAGGGGUUUAUUCAAAACCCGGGGGCCAUCGUCUCUUCAUUCAGCAGAGAGACGAGCUGAAGGCAAAGUACAAUCAGGAGCCCAGGAAAGGAAUACAGGCUGAGGAAGCUCUUCAGAAAUAUUUAGAGUCCAAGGAGUCUAUGAGUGUUACCAUUUUGCAGACAGACCUGGCUCUCACAGCAAUGGAAAAGGAGAUCGAAGGUAUAACAGAAGAGUUUAUAAAGGCUGAAGCACAAAGGCUGAUGGAAAGUCUAAUGCAGCAUCAGCAAAUGAUGGAGUCGAGGAAGAUAUUCCAUCAGGAACAAGUGAGACUAAUGGAGACAAACAGAGUAUACCAGGAGGCACUGCAACAGAGGGUCAUGGAAUGUCAGCUCCAGAUCUGAUGUUCCUUUGUGUGUACAUGAGAACUGAAGUCAAGAUGUGAUUCAGAUUGCUUCAGGACAAAGGGAGAAGGGGCCUUAGGAUAUAAUUCUUGGGAUACCAAUAUUUCAGGGAUUGAGAGAUGAUGUUUCUGCAGCUAUAGGAACAGACUGGGAAGAAGAAUUACACAAGUAGGAAACCAAGAGUAAGAGGUAAAAUGGAUAGGAAUGGAAAGGAGGAAUUAGGGACUAUCUUUUAGUACUGAUUGUUUAAAAUAAGUAAGGGAAAGUCAGUGACUGGGACUUUCCGUAAACAAUGAUCUGGACACCACUUUUUGCUCAGCUC